Mercenaria mercenaria is the source of this 1444-nucleotide messenger RNA. RefSeq names its product methyltransferase-like protein 27. The record is from RefSeq and is a predicted model, not a curated record. The transcript has 5 exons. Lineage: Eukaryota; Metazoa; Mollusca; Bivalvia; Venerida; Veneridae. Bases 127 to 831 code for a protein of 234 amino acids.
GUAUUUCACGCAAAUGUGCGCCGGCUCUACUCGUAAACGGACGAACUAUAUCUGAGAGACAAUAAUAAAUAAUUACAAACGUUUAAAUUUUAAUUUUGAUAUAACCGAAGAAAUAAUAACUGUAAAAUGGCGCUGGAAUCCCUGAAAAAGAUAGAAGACGCCCUGGAGCAGGACGAGGUCUUGGCAUAUAAAGCAAAUUACGAAGUUUUUAAAGGCGGACUCAGCAGAAAUGAAAUCGCAAAAUAUUACGACAAGUGGGCGGAAACUGGCGAAUAUGAUACGCAUUUGGGUCCAAACCGUUACACGGGGCCAGAAUGUGCUGCUCGUGCCAUUGCUAAAAACUUUGCAGAGAACGAGAAGUCAACAGCAAGAAUCCUUGAUGUAGCGGCAGGCACAGGACGACUCGGAGCUGAGCUGUACAAUCUUGGUUUUCGCAACAUGGAUGCAUUAGAUCCAUCCGAGGGCAUGUUAAACAAAGCGAGAGAACGACAAAUUUACACUAACUUUAUCAACGAUUUUAUUGGCCUAGAAAAUCCAGUACCUGCUGAAGACAAUGCCUACGAUGGUUUAGCUGUAUCUGGGGGGUUUGGGGAAGGCCAUAUUCCAGUGUCCGCCCUUCAUGAAAUGAUUAGGAUCGUAAGACCAGGUGGAAUAAUCUGCAUUGCAAUGAGGGAAGAAUACCUGGAUUACGUUUCAGAAUAUAAAGGAACUCUUGAACCGUUCAUGCAAAACCUUGAAAGGGACGGCAAAUGGAAACUGCUCACAAAAGACACAAUAACAAAUUAUGCUUUUGGAAAGCCAGGGGUCGUUUUUCAGUUUGUCAUUUCAUGAUGAAGGUGUUAAUUUAUUCAAAAUUGUUUGCGUCAUCAAAAAUGACGUGUACUUAAUUCAAAUGUCCUUCCAACGAAUCGUGGACCUUCGAGACGCACGCACAACAAAGCUUACUUUUUUUUAUAAAGAUAUAGCGUAUGAGAAGUCUAGGUAAAAGAUUCUGAAAUUUCUGAUACAGUUUCUGAAACGUUCAGAGACAGUACAAUGUAUUUUGUCAAGGAAAUAGUGUUUGACACUUUUAAAUCUUUGACACAAAAUUUAAGAGGACAGUCUUUGAGCAUUCGUUUUCAAAUCCCCUAAAUUAAACACAUGCCUUCUACGAAGUUUCUAUUCUUUUUUUUUCAAGCUCAGUCAUCGCUACUAAAGCACCAAGUUUUAAAUAUUAUUUUUGUUGUUUUAAAGCAUGUAGUACAGACAAAAGGAUAUAGUUUUAUGAUUACGCGACUGAACACAAUACAUCUUUUCAAAUCUGACAUCUUGCACUUUUACUCUAGUAUUGUUGUGCUGUAUUAUCAUAUGUAUAUACAUGUAUCAUUUCAUUUUACUUUGUUGUUUCAUUAGUGUUGUUGUUGUUGUUGUUGCUGUUGUUGCGAAUAAAUAUUAUUAAACAGUU